UGCUGGCAUACUUUGAAUCUGACCAAUGAAAAGCACUGAUAAUCACGCGCCACGAACGCCACACCUCCCAUGAGCCACACUUCCCAAAGUGGAAAUCCACGUGAAGCUCAUUCAUGCCGGGGCGCGUUUCGAUCUACAAUCUCUCUAUACUCAUCACCCUGCAGCUCAACAAUCUUUAAAAAGGGGGUCCUAAUGAUGAUUGUCUCUUUUGAGUCACCACUCGUUCAUAGUCUUCUGGGCGGUUCUGAUUGAGAAAACGCUCUCUAGCCGAGUUUGAUUUAUCAAACCAUGGCUGACUCGGAGACCUGCGCGAAUCCCCUGUUACUAGGAUGGAUCAAGGAAUGGUUGGAUCAGGCGCGAGAGCGUAAUAGUAAAGGGGCUACAGUAUACAAAAAAGCUUACGAAUCUAUGAAAGCAUGCCCACUGAGCUUCCAGCAUCCGUCAGAAGCGCAGCAGCUGAAUGGUCUCGGACCUAAACUUUGUGAUCGUCUCACGGAGAAUUUGAAAGCUUAUUGUCUGGAAAACGGGCUUCCGGAGCCUGAGCAUCCUCAGAAACAAUCCAGCAAAAGGAACCCUAGAGAAGCUACAGAAGAAGUGGAGUCUCAGCCUGCGAAGAGAACGCGAAAGGCGAAGCCCUAUGUGCCGUCGUUACGGUCGGGUCCAUAUGCGUUGAUCAUUGGCCUAUCGAGCCUCGAGGAGGAUUCGUCGCAGAGCCUGACCAAAGCGCAACUGAUUGAGAAGGCAGAGCCGUAUUGCGAUACCUCUUUCACGGCUCCUAGCGAUCCAACUAAGUAUUUUACUGCGUGGAGCUCGAUGAAGACCCUGAUCCAGAAGGAUCUGGUUUAUGACCAUGGGCAUCCGCUCAAGAGAUACGCUCUGACCGAGGAGGGAUGGGAGGUCGCGAAGAGAGUCCGGCAGACUCUUCCGGGUAACAGCCAGCAGAACACUAUGUCAUUGGGCGAUUCUCAGGCUACGAACGGCACCAAUGCCGAGUCCCAAGAGUCGGGAAUAUCCAUGGCCUCUCUGGAGCCUUAUGACGACAACGAAACCCAAGAUCGUGACAACGACUGGGGAGGAGACUCAGAAUACGACGGCCCCGUCACACCAAUCAACCUCCCACCAGGAAGCUUCACCGUCCAGCUGGUCCUGGACAACCGCGAAGUCCGCACAUCCAAAGACAGGGACUACAUCUCCAACGAACUAGACAAAAAGGGCAUAAUUCCAGAAGUCCGCUCCCUAGAACUAGGCGACGCAAUGUGGGUAGCCAAAUGCCACGACCCGGCAUUCCUCUCACAGCACGGCGAAGAAGGCGACGAGGUGAUGCUCGACUGGAUCGUCGAGCGCAAGCGCCUCGACGACCUCAUCGGAUCCAUCAAAGACGGCCGAUUUUACGAGCAAAAGUUCCGCCUCCGCCGCUCCGGCAUCCGAAACGUCAUCUACCUCAUCGAAGAGUUCUCCGUCUCCAACGAGACGGGCUCCAAGUACCAGGAGAUGGUCGCCUCCGCAAUUGCCUCCACCCAAGUCGUCAACGGCUACUUCGUCAAGCAGACUAAAAACCUAGACGACACCAUCCGCUACCUCACCCGCAUGACUUUCCUCCUGCGCAGCAUGUACUGCGCUCCGUCCGAAGACGAUACAACCACCACAACUACAACGACAACCACCCCGUCAACCUCCCUCAACCUCAUCCCCAGCCGCCAGCUCUCCUCCUCCCAAUCCUAUCUCGAUACCCUCGAGCGACUGCGCGCAGAAACGCCGUCGGCAACCUUCGCCGUAACCUUCCCCUCGUUUUCGGCCCUCACGUCGAAAUCAGAGAUCCUCACUCUCCGCGACGUCUACCUGAAGAUGCUCAUGUGUACGCGCGGGGUCACGGGUGAGAAGGCGCUGGAGAUUCAACGCAAGUGGCCCACCCCUCAGGCAUUUGUUAGGGCGUUCGAGGAGCUACAGCCCCAAGAUAGGGAGACGAUGGUUUCGGAGGAGCUGGAUGCGAUGGUUGGGCGGAGGAAGAUUGCUAAGGUUUUGAGUAAGAAGAUUGCGGAGGUGUGGGGGGAGGCUGGUUGAUUAUCAUUUAUGUUUUAUUGG
Aspergillus campestris IBT 28561 is the source of this 2082-nucleotide messenger RNA. RefSeq names its product crossover junction endonuclease MUS81. Gene Ontology annotation, molecular function: 3'-flap endonuclease activity; crossover junction DNA endonuclease activity; DNA binding. NCBI's taxonomy places the organism in Eukaryota, Fungi, Ascomycota, Eurotiomycetes, Eurotiales, Aspergillaceae. The transcript has 4 exons. Gene Ontology annotation, biological process: mitotic intra-S DNA damage checkpoint signaling; double-strand break repair via break-induced replication; resolution of meiotic recombination intermediates. Gene Ontology annotation, cellular component: Holliday junction resolvase complex; nucleus. The record is from RefSeq and is a predicted model, not a curated record. The coding region runs from base 289 to 2061 and encodes 590 amino acids.